UUGUCAACUAUGGUGAUUAGACAUAUUUGUUUCUAUGCAGCAGUUUUUGCUCUCGGAAUAUCAAGUAAAAUAAACCAAAGAAAACCAUCCCUCUCAGCAUUGCUGCCACAAGACUGUCAGGAUAUUUUAUGGUCAGGAACCACUGACAAUGGGGUGUACACUAUCUACCCGAGAGGCACGGGCGGAUUAAGAGUUUUCUGUGAUAUGAAGACUAGAGGAGGCGGAUGGACAAUCUUCCAAAAACGUAAGGAUGGAAGAGUGGGUUUCAACCGCAACUGGGAGGACUAUACGUAUGGAUUCGGAAACGUUAAUGGAGAAUAUUGGCUAGGUACACAGAGAAUUCAUCAAUUGACGUCACAAGGAUGGUACGAGUUAAGAGUAGAUAUGUCAGACUUCGGAGGGAAGAGGAGAUACGCAGAAUAUAGGGUGUUUUCUGUUGGCGACAGGAGUAGUAGAUACAAACUCACUGUGGAGGAGUAUCAUGGAGACGCAGGAGAUUCCAUGGCUCUUGUUAAUGGUCAACCUUUUGUUACAAAAGACAGAGAUAGACACGACUGUUCAAAAAAAUACAAAAGCGGUUUUUGGUAUAAAGCCUGUCAUCAUGCUAAUCCAAAUGGUCUCUACCUAAAAGGACACCAUUCGUCUUUUGCAGAUGGCAUAAACUGGUAUCAUUGGCAUGGUUAUAAUUACUCACUGAAAACCAUUGAGAUGAAAAUCAGAAGGCUGUAAUAUAUUGUGCUGGUAGAGAGUGUUCU
Saccostrea cuccullata (small rock oyster) is the source of this 755-nucleotide messenger RNA. Its product is annotated as ryncolin-1-like. NCBI's taxonomy places the organism in Eukaryota, Metazoa, Mollusca, Bivalvia, Ostreida, Ostreidae. Bases 10 to 729 code for a protein of 239 amino acids. The transcript has 5 exons. The record is from RefSeq and is a predicted model, not a curated record.